Vitrella brassicaformis is the source of this 1347-nucleotide messenger RNA. NCBI's taxonomy places the organism in Eukaryota, Vitrellaceae. The record is from the annotation of a GenBank genome assembly.
GAAUUGGAGAAUGGGAGGAGUGCUGACCGGCCCUCCCCUCUCGGAGGAGCAAGCAAAGACAACAGUGAGGGUGAUAGAUGCUGUUCACAGCAUCGGUGGCUUCGCUGACGAGGCUACGUCCCCCAUUCCCUUCAUGAGCAUGUCCGAUGACCAACUCAAGCAAAUCGACGACUUCUACCUUUCUACCGAAGGGGUACGCAACGCGCACACGCACACACACAUCAUCGCACCGUCACGAGCAGGCAAUGCACUGUGUUCUGUCAGGGGAUCAUUCCGGAGAAGCAUGACGAUUUCGUGGGGAUGUGUCGAGCCACGUGCAUAAACUAUUUGCAGGAGAAAAAACAGAAGAUGGUGCGGAAACACGGCCCGGCCGCCGUCCGGUGAGCAAAGCAGUCGGUGUGCAGCAUUCCCCUUUCUCAGGUGUGUGUGAUCUCAGGAAGCUGGAGGAGCGUGUUGGCCGCCCUCUCGUGCCCCCCGAGUUAGAGAGGGAGCUGACCGCGGUGUACCCGCUCUUCGUCGACACGCCGGAGCGCUCAGAGGGAACGGCGCUCGAAGCGGCAGGACAACGCGACAUGCAGACGGGGGCGACAGGGCAACACAUGGAGCAUCCAGUCGGUGCGGAUUUCCAUUCCGCCGCUCGCGAGCCUCUCCUCCCGCCGAGGUGAUCAAGUGACGAUUAGCAUGUCUGCUUCAACCCGAUUCCGCUACCCAUGGACAAGGCACCGGCAACCUGGUGCACAGGCAGCCAGCGACUGACGGGGGUACCAUCCUCCGCCCUUCAUCGUCAGUGCAAGCCCUUCAUCGGCGCCGACGUCAACCCCAUCCGCUGCCAGCGCCAGCUGGUGUGGUGUUGACGGAGUAUGCGGUAGUGCUCAACAAGUUACUGGGUCCCCAUGUCACGGGACUGUCAAUGCCGCCCUCGCCCCCCACCGCUCACUCGCGGCCGUCCUUAUCCACCUGCUGCCCCUCGCACCACCUGCCCGACGCUAAUCUCAUGAUCGGCUCACUCGGCUGGCGCAUCGCAUCAGACCUCUUUGAUGCAGAUGCCGCCCUGGAGGCUACCAGCGAGGCCAUCGGUGCGGCAUGAUACUGCACGACUGCAUGGGCGGCUGAUUGGCGGGCUGGGGCGGGGCAGUGGGACGGGUGUGACGGUGUUGUGAAUUCACGCUCGUGCUGGUAAGGUAUGUAUGCGUUGUGUGCCGGAUGACAUUUCAUGACUGAUGAAUGCUGCUUUCAAGGCUGGCGUGUGGAUGCACAUCCACAUGCACACGGGAUUGUGGCCAGUCAGUGCAUGGGAGCCAGCCACCCUUCUCACGGACAUGCACUCGUCCAUCCACUUGUCCAUCC